GAAAUGCACACAUUAUAAAUCACUACACCCAAAUUUCCAAUAAUGGCAACGACUGGUAAUUUGUUGAGUGUUUUGGGGGUAAUACUGUCCUUGUCGCUCGCCGGUGACGUCGCCGGUGUCCGACAAAAGUCGGCUCUGUUUCCGUUCGGAGACUCAUACUACGAUGUCGGGAACAAGAAGUACGUGUCCACUCAGUUUGUUCCAAGCACUACUUGGCCGUACGGCAAAUCCACGGACCGUCCCAACGGUCGUUACUCCGAUGGCCAUAUCGUCCCUGAUUUCCUAGCAACAUUUCUCAACCACCCAAUCCCCAUUCCCCCGGCGCUUCAACCCGACGCCGACGUCUCCAGCGGCGCUGGCUUCGCCGUCGGUGACGCCACGGUUCUUGGAACCCCACCCGAGACCUUGACGUUGUCUCAACAAGUGGAGCUGUUCGAAAAGCAAAGAUCGAAAUGGACAAAGGAUUUUAUCGAGGAAGCCAUUUUCUUUUUCCAGAUCGGCACAAACGAUUACAUGAACUUCAGCAAGAACAAUCCCAACCCAAACGCCUCCGCGCAGCAAGGCUUUGUCACCUUGGUCGCUAACACUAUCAAGACCCAACUCAUUAGGUUGUACACGUUAGGAGCGAGGAAAUUCGCGUACCAGACGUUGGGCCCUCUCGGUUGCUUCCCGAUCGUGAAACAAGAACGCCAAUUGCAGGGAGACGAUUGCUAUGAACCGCUGAACGAAAUAGCGAAACAGCACAACGAGAAGAUCAGGCCGAUGUUGAAGGCUUUAGCGCUUAAUUACACCGGCUUUCAAUACACCGUUUUCGAUUUCUACGGUGCAAUCUCCCGCCGGCUCGUUCACGGACCCACGCAAAUGUUCAAUAGCUAUAGGUUUUCAAACACGAUAAGAUCAUGCUGUGGAAUCGGAUCGAACAACGCUUUCGGGUGCGGAUACAUCAACGUUCACUCGAACUUGUGCGGGUACCCGAGAGAAUACCUCUUCUUCGACGGCCAACACAACACUCAGAAGGCUAACGAAGAGAUCGCCCACCUCUUCAACAGCGGCAACAAAGACAUCGUCGGUCCCAUGACCGUACGUGAACUCAGUGUCUACCCUAAAGGCAUGAACAUGCUCGAGUUCUAACUCAUGCAUGCAUCCGACGUUGUCUUUUUUAAGAAAUGUCAGUUAGGGUUUCUAAUUGAUCUUCUGCGCUUUGUCGUGAAGAGGGAAUAACUCGAUCGAGUCGAGCUAGUACGUGUUGUAAUCUUUUCCAUGCAAUGAAGAAAAAUAAAAUAAUAAUGAUGUAUCUGCUCCG
Molecule: messenger RNA, 1303 nt
Organism: Tarenaya hassleriana
Lineage: Eukaryota; Viridiplantae; Streptophyta; Magnoliopsida; Brassicales; Cleomaceae
Product: GDSL esterase/lipase ESM1-like
Exons: 6
Coding region: 43-1131 (362 amino acids)
Biological process (GO): endoplasmic reticulum organization
Molecular function (GO): hydrolase activity, acting on ester bonds
Source: RefSeq, a predicted model, not a curated record